Messenger RNA from Poecile atricapillus (Black-capped chickadee), 2912 nucleotides. RefSeq names its product YTH N6-methyladenosine RNA binding protein F3 (gene YTHDF3). Lineage: Eukaryota; Metazoa; Chordata; Aves; Passeriformes; Paridae. The coding region runs from base 211 to 1962 and encodes 583 amino acids. Gene Ontology annotation, molecular function: N6-methyladenosine-containing RNA reader activity; mRNA binding. Gene Ontology annotation, biological process: mRNA destabilization. The transcript has 5 exons. Gene Ontology annotation, cellular component: cytoplasm. The record is from RefSeq and is a predicted model, not a curated record.
AGGGGGGGGAAGCGGCGCUGCGUCCGGCCGGCCGGCUCCUUCCAGCGGGAACCCGAUCGGCGGCGGCAGCGAGCCCAGGCGGCGGCGGCGACAAUCAGGCGGCGGCGGCGGUGGGGAGGAGGAGGCGGAGGCGAGCGAGCGGCCCCGGCGUGCGGAAUCACUCGAGGCCCAGGCGGAGCGAAGCGAGGGGAUCGCGGCUCCCCGUGAAGAAUGUCAGCCACCAGCGUCGACCAGAGACCUAAAGGACAGGGAAAUAAAGUUUCAGUACAAAACGGUUCGAUUCAUCAAAAGGAUGCAGUAAAUGAUGAUGAUUUUGAGCCAUAUCUAAGUAGUCAGACAAAUCAGAGUAACAGCUAUCCACCAAUGUCAGACCCAUAUAUGCCUAGCUAUUAUGCUCCAUCCAUUGGAUUUCCAUACUCUUUAGGUGAAGCAGCAUGGUCAACUGCAGGUGACCCUCCAAUGCCAUAUUUGACAACUUAUGGACAGAUGAGCAAUGGUGAACACCAUUACAUACCUGAUGGUGUAUUUAGUCAACCUGGGGCAUUAGGAAAUACCCCUCCAUUUCUUGGGCAGCAUGGAUUUAAUUUUUUUCCUGGGAAUGCAGACUUCUCUACAUGGGGUACAAGUGGAUCUCAGGGACAAUCAACGCAAAGCUCUGCUUACAGCAGCAGCUAUGGCUAUCCACCUAGUUCUCUUGGGAGAGCCAUAGCAGAUGGACAGGCUGGAUUUGGCAGUGACACUCUGAGCAAGGUGCCUGGGAUUAGCAGCAUUGAGCAAGGCAUGACUGGACUGAAAAUUGGUGGAGAUAUGACGGCUGCUGUAACUAAAACAGUAGGUUCAGCUCUGAGCAGUACAGGUAUGACGAGCAUUGCAGCUAACAGCGUGCCCCCAGUUAGCAGUUCAGCACCUAAACCAACCUCAUGGGCUGCAAUUGCAAGGAAACCUGCUAAACCUCAGCCGAAACUCAAGCCUAAAGGUAAUGUGGGCAUUGGGGGCCCUGCUGUACCGCCACCACCUAUAAAACACAACAUGAAUAUUGGAACUUGGGAUGACAAAGGGUCAGUGGUAAAAGCACCCCCAGCUCAACCAGUACUGCCUCCUCAGACUAUAAUCCAGCAGCCUCAGCCAUUAAUUCAACCACCACCACUGGUGCAAAGCCAACUGCCUCAACAGCAGCCUCAGCCACAGCAACCACAACAGCAACAAGGACCUCAGCAGCAGGCCCAGCCUCACCAGUUGCAGCAGCAGCAGCUUCAAAACCGCUGGGUAGCUCCACGUAAUAGGGGUGUGGGCUUCAGCCAGAACAACGGAGCUGGUAGUGAGAACUUUGGUUUAGGUGUUGUAUCCGUCAGCUCCUCACCUUCUGGUGUGGAAGUGCACCCAGUGCUGGAGAAACUAAAGGCCAUAAACAACUACAAUCCCAAAGACUUCGAUUGGAAUCUGAAGAAUGGACGUGUGUUUAUAAUCAAAAGUUAUUCAGAGGACGAUAUUCAUCGCUCCAUUAAGUACUCUAUCUGGUGUAGUACUGAGCACGGGAAUAAGCGCUUGGAUGCUGCUUACCGGUCCCUGAAUGGAAAAGGCCCACUCUAUUUACUCUUCAGUGUGAAUGGCAGUGGACACUUUUGUGGAGUGGCUGAGAUGAAGUCUGUUGUGGACUACAAUGCAUAUGCUGGUGUCUGGUCUCAGGAUAAGUGGAAGGGGAAGUUUGAUGUCAAAUGGAUCUUUGUCAAAGACGUUCCCAAUAACCAACUGCGACAUAUUCGCUUGGAAAACAAUGACAACAAACCGGUUACCAAUUCGAGGGACACUCAAGAGGUACCCCUAGAAAAAGCCAAGCAAGUGCUUAAAAUAAUUGCUACUUUCAAGCAUACCACCUCAAUCUUUGAUGACUUUGCACAUUAUGAGAAGCGUCAAGAGGAGGAGGAAGCCAUGCGUAGGGAGAGAAAUAGAAACAAACAAUAACUAUAUGGAGAUGUCCUGCUAGAAUACAACACUAAUGAUGUAGACUCUGGAAAUGCCUAAUAUGUCUAAGAAGACGUUAUUAAAGCUUUUUUCUGCUUAAGGUGACAUCUUUGAACACUUUAACACGAAAUUGACUCUUCUUGUAAUGGUUCUCAUCAGUGCAUCUGCCCUUAUACUCUCUCACCAAACACACUUGAGAACUGUACCUUCGUCAAGCACUUUCUGUCCUGAAGCUUUUACCAGUAUCUGCUGUCUUUUGUAUUUAUGCAUCCUAGCUAAGGCACAGGAGACCGAACGAAUGCAAGGAUUCAUUAACUCUUUGAAUUUGUUAAAUACUAACAUUUAACCAUUAGAAGUGGUUCAAUGAUGUGAGAUUCACAUUGCUUCAACUUAAUUUUUUCUUUGUUGUAGUUUUUUUAAUUGUCAGUUUUUAGCUAUUCAACAGAUUAAAAGCAAAUCAUGCCAUAUUUAGUCCUGGAGUAAAACUCAAGUCUAAAUGUUCAUGUGAAAAUUAUUGUAGUAAUCUUUUAAUAUGGCAAAGCAACUUUAAGCUGCAGUUUAGCCAAAUGAAUCGUAACAUGAAAUUAUAAUAGAAUGACAUUUCCCUUGUUUCAAACUGUUUGGUGUAAGAGAAUAUUAAUAUGCAGCUUGGUGGACACCACCAGUUAAUGCACAUUUCUUUAUUUUUUUUCUGUAACAUGUAUACUGAAAAAAAGUGCAUUUGUCUGAGGAACUGUUUGUUUGCUACCACUCAAUGAAUCUCAGUUUUGAGUAAAUGUACCUCAGUCUAAAUCAGACUUUUUAUGACCUUUAUAACUACAUUUAAAAUAAUCUUUAAUUCCUAUUUCUGGGUGUUUGCAAGCCUGACAGAUUGCUAUCAUGAAAGUGAAAAUUUACUCCUCUAGGUGAUUCACUAGCUAAAUAAACAUAAUUCUUGUUUAGCAAGCAUA